Talpa occidentalis (Iberian mole) is the source of this 4822-nucleotide messenger RNA. RefSeq names its product SLIT and NTRK like family member 1 (gene SLITRK1). The coding region runs from base 517 to 2607 and encodes 696 amino acids. The record is from RefSeq and is a predicted model, not a curated record. Gene Ontology annotation, molecular function: protein binding. Lineage: Eukaryota; Metazoa; Chordata; Mammalia; Eulipotyphla; Talpidae. Gene Ontology annotation, biological process: axonogenesis; regulation of presynapse assembly; positive regulation of synapse assembly. The transcript has 2 exons. Gene Ontology annotation, cellular component: postsynaptic density membrane; GABA-ergic synapse; glutamatergic synapse.
UGUCAGAUCUUUCAGAGUGCACCAGGCUGGAACGAGCAGAGCUUCUUAGCAACUCUCUCCUCUCCCCCCGCCCCCCCAUUCUCGCGCUCUCUCCCUCCCUCAGAAAACUCGCCCCCCACCCUCCGCCCCCUCCACGUAAUUCCGAAAGAGCAGAAGAAAGAGAAGGAGAACAAGAAAAGAAGAGCUUUUAAGCGAGAGCCGGAGCCCAGAAAAAAAGGCUGAAGAGGACCGAAGGGGAGGAAAGAAAAAGGAUGGACAGCUACAAAACGCAGCGAUUGCGGAAAUUUUCCAGCGCCAUUGGCAUGGCAGCGUGAGUGUUUCGGUCCGGCUUGAUUUCAGCACCGGGGGUACUGGACAGCACCUCGGGGGGACUUCUGGGCGACCCGCAGCCUCGGCGAGAACUCCAUCAGUCGCCUCCACAAGAGAAGCCGCGGAAACCCCUGCUUUGUAUCAGAGAGGCAAGGAUGGUCGCUGUUACUUUGUGAUGAGAACGGGGAUGAAUUGCUCGCUUUAAAAAUGCUGCUUUGGAUUCUGUUGCUGGAGACGUCUCUUUGUUUUGCCGCUGGAAACGUUACAGGGGACGUUUGCAAAGAGAAGAUCUGUUCCUGCAAUGAGAUAGAAGGGGACCUACACGUAGACUGUGAAAAAAAGGGCUUUACAAGUCUGCAGCGUUUCACAGCCCCGACUUCCCAGUUCUACCAUCUAUUUCUGCAUGGCAAUUCCCUCACUCGACUUUUCCCUAAUGAGUUUGCUAACUUUUAUAAUGCUGUCAGUUUGCACAUGGAAAACAAUGGCUUGCAUGAAAUCGUUCCUGGAGCUUUUCUGGGGCUGCAGCUGGUGAAAAGGCUGCACAUCAACAACAACAAGAUAAAGUCUUUUCGAAAGCAGACUUUUCUGGGGCUGGACGAUCUGGAAUACCUCCAGGCUGAUUUUAAUUUAUUACGGGAUAUAGACCCAGGAGCCUUCCAGGACUUGAACAAGCUGGAGGUUCUCAUUUUAAAUGACAACCUGAUCAGCACCCUACCUGCCAACGUGUUCCAGUAUGUGCCCAUCACCCACCUCGACCUCCGGGGAAACAGGCUGAAAACGCUGCCCUAUGAGGAGGUCUUAGAGCAAAUUCCUGGCAUUGCUGAAAUCCUGCUAGAGGAUAACCCGUGGGACUGCACCUGUGAUCUGCUCUCCCUGAAAGAGUGGCUUGAAAACAUUCCCAAAAAUGCCCUGAUCGGCCGAGUGGUCUGUGAAGCCCCCACCAGACUGCAGGGGAAAGACCUUAAUGAAACCAGGGAGCAGGACUUGUGUCCUUUGAAAAACAGAGUUGAUUCUAGCCUCCCAGCGCCCCCUGCCCAAGAAGAGACCUUCGCUCCUGGCCCCCUGCCAACUCCUUUCAAGACAAAUGGGCAAGAGGAUCAUGCCACCCCAGGGUCUGCUCCAAAUGGAGGUACAAAAAUCCCAGGCAAUUGGCAGAUCAAAAUCAGACCCACGGCAGCUAUAGCCACAGGCAGCGCCAGAAACAAACCCCCAGCCAACGGUUUGCCCUGCCCUGGGGGCUGCAGCUGCGACCACAUCCCAGGGUCAGGUUUAAAGAUGAACUGCAACAACCGGAACGUGAGCAGCCUGGCUGAUUUAAAGCCCAAGCUCUCCAACGUGCAGGAGCUUUUCCUGCGAGAUAACAAGAUUCAUAGCAUCCGAAAAUCACACUUUGUGGAUUACAAGAAUCUCAUUCUUUUGGAUCUGGGCAACAAUAAUAUCGCCACCGUAGAGAACAACACUUUUAAGAACCUUUUGGAACUCAGGUGGCUGUACAUGGAUAGUAACUACCUGGACACGCUGUCCCGGGAGAAAUUCAUGGGGCUGCAAAACCUCGAGUACCUGAAUGUGGAGUAUAACGCGAUCCAGCUCAUUCUUCCUGGCACGUUCAAUGCUAUGCCCAAACUGAGGAUCCUCAUUCUUAACAACAACUUGCUGAGGUCCCUACCGGUGGAUGUGUUCGCUGGGGUCUCGCUCUCUAAGCUCAGCUUGCACAACAAUUACUUCAUGUACCUCCCGGUGGCAGGGGUGCUAGACCAAUUAACGUCCAUCAUCCAAAUAGACUUGCACGGAAACCCUUGGGAGUGCUCCUGCACCAUUGUGCCUUUUAAGCAAUGGGCAGAGCGCCUGGGUUCCGAAGUGCUGAUGAGCGACCUCAAGUGUGAGACGCCGGUGAACUUCUUUAGGAAGGAUUUCAUGCUCCUCUCUAAUGACGAGAUCUGCCCCCAGCUGUACGCGAGGAUCUCGCCCACGUUAACUUCUCACAGUAAAAACAGCACUGGGUUGGCGGAGACUGGGACGCACUCCAACUCCUACCUAGACACCAGCAGGGUGUCCAUCUCAGUGUUGGUCCCGGGACUGCUGCUGGUGUUCGUCACCUCCGCCUUCACGGUGGUGGGCAUGCUUGUGUUUAUCCUGAGGAAUCGAAAGCGCUCUAAGCGAAGGGACGCCAACUCCUCGGCGUCCGAAAUUAAUUCCCUGCAGACAGUCUGUGACUCUUCCUACUGGCACAAUGGGCCUUACAACGCAGAUGGGGCGCACAGAGUGUAUGACUGUGGCUCCCACUCACUCUCAGACUAAGACCCCAAGCUGGGUAAAACAGGGGCGCCAUAAGGCGAAGACCCCCCACUUCCCACCCCCGCCGGCCUCCCAGGGGUGGAGGAGCUGAAACGUAAGUCCCGCGCACCCCAAGGCUUGAUGGACCUAUGUAAAUGCAUCACUAUGAACUCGCUCCACUGAGAGGGUCUGACCCCUUAGCUCCCUUCUGGAAACAAAGAGCAGACUGUGCGCUGCCAGCUCGCUCUUUGCUGAGAGCUCCUUUGACACAGCCCAGCAGGGGCCCUGCUCCAAGAACUGACAGUGCCCUUGCUCUCAGCUGCAGGGCUGGUGGGGAUGGCUGCCAAGAUCCUAUACAUAUAUACAUAUACCUACAUCUAUAUAGAGAGAUAGCUAUCUAUUUUUCCCCUGUGGAUUAAUUAACCCCGCGAGGAAGGGGGGCGUGAUGGCUCCCUGUUGGCUGCGCAGGGAUGGGCAGUUGCACGAAGGCAUGAAUGUAUUGUAAAUAAAUAACUUUGACUUCAGACAAAAAAUAAAAAAUAAAAAGUGCUGCAUGGUUCGCAUGGAUUCCACGCACUCCAGGGACGCUGCCCUCCCCGGCGACUGGAGAAGACGUCAAGUUCACAGCACCCACCCUCUUACCUGAUAAGUCCCAUCGUAUCAAACUUUCUAUAAACAAAAUACAGUAUAAUCAGAAAGUGCCAUUUCGCCAUUAUUUGUGAUCGGUAGGCAGUUCAGAGCGUACGUUUACUGUGAAAAAAAUGUAAAGAUUUUAUUUAAGCUAUUUGCAUGACUAAUCAUCGGUCCAUUUUAUGAGUUAAAAUGUAUUUUGUUGAGCGAAGUUUUUAUGGGUUGUUUUGGGUUCUUUUAUUUUGAUGGUGAUGUUUUAUUUUAUUUUAAGGGGGAAUAUUUUUCUAUACAUAUCCAAUAAUGCCUUCCAUCUGAAUGUAAAAUAAGUACCCAUGAUUUCUAUUAUAGUAUCAGUGUAAUUAUUUAAAAAAAAAAUUUGAGGCAGUUAAGCAUGACCAAUUAAUGUCACUCUAGUGCUUAGGCUGCGAUCCUAUGGUAGCAAUUCUGUGCUGGUGUAAAUCUUACUUAUAAAGUAGGAAAAAAAGAACCGAGGAAGCACGUGAAACUUACUAAUUCUAUUCGAGGAUUUUAUAAUGGCAUAUUUUUUCAGUAUUAAAGUGAAAAUGUUUUCAACUCUGGGUCCUUACAUUUUUCCAGCCUUUUAUUUGCAACUAGUAAAUUGGAUUUGCGGUGGAAGGGACCCGGAAGGCGGAUGGUUGGGGGUGGAUCCCUUCUCGAGCUACAUUAAGGCUCUUUCUCUAAUCGCCUUACUUAGCUUUUACCCUUUACGUAGCUCCUCUCUCCUACCAGCCCCUCCCAAUUUAGGAGCUUUCCCUUGACGCUCAAGUACUGUCUUUCCCCCAACAUCCCAUCACCCCCUCCUUUCCUUCCUAAUGCGGCAGUGAAUCUCUCUAUUAAUACUGGAAACCCCUCGCUGCUGCUACUGCUGCUGCUGCACACUCUGCAGAUAUAUUAAGGAUUUUAGUAGAGAUUUGAUUUAAUUGACUGCCUAGAUCGGUCUCAUUAAACAGAGUGGAGAUUUCAUUGGUCAGCACUCUUCGAUGAAAGACAACCCUAAUGACUGGCAUUUGAGAUGCUGCUGGCAUUUUGAAUUCAACAUCUGCUGAAAACGGUAAAACUAAUUAGUGGCCACCCACCCUCCCCGCCCCAGCAACUGCAUAUUGAAAUUUGUUGAAGUACUCAUCUUUAUGGAAAUCAAUCAUUAUCUUAAAGAAGUGUUUUUCUCCCUUCAUCCGGAUGUCUGGUUGUAGCCCAGUAAUUAACAAGAAAAGCGUUGUACUGUUUGAAUUUUAUGAGUCAACCUAACUCUGGCCCCAGUCAUACUCCUCUGGGAUUUCUAAGCAAUCUAUUUUAUCAGCAGUUAGGGAACAAAAAAAAGCAAGCAAACUAGGCAAAUUGAUGAGGUCUGCAUUCCACCACAUAUCCACCUCUGAGAAGUGUGUUAAAAGACUGCAGACCAUAAAUUUAAGGGAAAAAAAAAAAAAAUAGAGGAUUGUAAAUCAUAUAAUGAAAGUCCCCAGAGCAGUUGCAAGAAGAUUUGCCUUCUAGAAUUCAUAUUCUUAAAAAAGUAAUUUCCCAGAACACCAGUGUUCUGGAGUAUGUAUUAUUUAUUUUAACGCUUUUUAAAUAAAAACUUUAUUAUAAACCA